Messenger RNA from Aspergillus glaucus CBS 516.65, 1122 nucleotides. RefSeq lists its product as uncharacterized. The transcript has 2 exons. The coding region runs from base 323 to 940 and encodes 205 amino acids. NCBI's taxonomy places the organism in Eukaryota, Fungi, Ascomycota, Eurotiomycetes, Eurotiales, Aspergillaceae. The record is from RefSeq and is a predicted model, not a curated record.
GGUCAGGCGUUGCCGGGGUCGAGGGAUUUGCCGAAUGAUGAGAAUUUAUCGCGGUUGUUAUCUGAUGGACUACAUUUCACGUCGGAAGGAUACAAAGUCAUGUUUGAUGUGGUUAUGGAGACUAUUCGCAAGAAUUGGCCGGAUCAAGACCCAGAGAAGCUUCCCUUCGUGUUUCCGGGAUGGGUCGACGCUCCCAAAUAAGUACAUACUCACCUCUUGGCUCACUGAUAUAGACCGUAAAUAGAAUUUCAGUACAUAUUUCCAUUGACAUCCUCAAAAAAAGAUGAAAUGUUUUGCGUGGUGGUCUGUCAUGUGACGUCACAUGGCGAAUGCGGACUUCGAAGCCCAACGGCACCACAGCAACUCUCGACAAUUGACCACACACAAGCAAAUGCGCCCAGGCAUCCCAUCAGCUAUCUGUCCAAUAACCAGCAAGGCCAUAACGCAGCCUUUCCGUACCUGCUGGCCAUCACAGACAUCGUUCCUACGAAUCCUUUCCCGCCCAGCAACAACCACCGCAACUACAAUCCCCAAGUCCAGAACCAGAACCAAUCCCCCACCUUCUCGCCCCGUCAUCCAGAAAAUACCCCUGACCAUGUCCUCCGACAAGAUCCCAGACCGCUACAAGCUCAUCUUCUACACCCCGCAUUCCCAUAUCGAACCGUGCAAGGAAGCCGUCUUCGCGGCCGGCGCUGGCGUCUUCUCCGGUGGGAAAUACUCUAAGUGUUGCUUUCAGAUGCCCGGCCAGGGACAGUUCCAGCCGGGUGAUGGUGCGAAUCCGGCGAUUGGGUCUGUGGGUGCGCUGGAGUAUGUUGAGGAGAUGAAGGUUGAGGUUAUGUGUGUGGGGAGGUCGAUUAUGUUGAAGGCUGUGGAGGAGUUGGUCAAGGCGCAUCCAUAUGAGGAGGUUGCAUAUGAGGUUUAUAAGAUGGAGAAUGUUUAGCUGGUCUAGGCAUGGUUAUGAGUUAUGAGUACUCCGUAUAGGUGUCUGGUCUCGGGGCACGUUGUUGAUAGUGGCUCCCUCUGUCACCACCCGGCAGAGAGAAACACAAAUAAAAGUAAAAUAGGCUAAUUGAAGAGCGUUCUCUGAACAACAAUAUUUAUCUCGAUUGAUUAUAUCUCUGU